AUGCCCGAGUCGACCGACGUGGCCAUAGUCGGCAGCGGCCUGGCCGGCAUGUGCGCGGCGGUCGCGGCGGCAGAGGCAGGCGCGCGCUCCGUGACGGUGCUCGAGCGCGGACACGGCGGCGGCGCGUCGGCGCUCUCGGGCGGCAUCGUCUACGCGGGCGGCGGGACGGCGCAGCAGCGCGAGGCCGGGUUCGAGGACUCGCCCGCCGACAUGCUCGCCUACAUGCGGGCCGAGGUCGGCGACAGCGGCGUCGUCGACGACGCCACGCUGCGGCGCUUCUGCGACGGCAGCGCCGCCGAAGUGCGCUGGCUCGAGGGCCUCGGGGCCCGGUUCAGCGGCGCCGCCUUUUGCAGGUACAAGACCAGCUACCCCAAGGACGGCGACUUUCUGUACUACUCGGGUAACGAGAAGGCGGCCCGGUUCGCCGCCGUGGCGCGCCCGGCGCCGAGGGGCCACCGCGCCGUCGGCGGGCCGGGCAUGACGGGCGGCGCGCUGUGGAGGGCCAUCUUCGACGCCGCCGUCGACAAGGGCGUCCGGUUCGAGGCGGCGACCAAGGUCGAGGACGUCGUGAUGGACCAGGGGCGCGCCGUCGGGGUCAGGUAUCGCCGGCUGAACCCCGUCGCUGCCGCCGCGCCUUUCGCGAAGCACAAGAAGCUGUCCCAGCGGGCACUCGAUCUGAGACUGGCCACCAACACGCUCGCCGACUGGUACGACAAGCGGGCGUCCAAGGUCUUCCAGCGACACGCCGAAGAGGGCACGCUCGGCGCGGGGGCCGUCAUCCUCGCCGCCGGAGGGUUCGGCCUGAACCACGCCAUGGUCAAGUCGCACUACCCCCUCGCCGACCGGCUCCACUUCCUGGGCACGGCCGGCGACGACGGCGCCGGGAUCCGGCUCGGGGCGGCGGCGGGCGGCUCGACGGGGCGCAUGGGCUCCGUGUCGGCGUGGCGCUUCCUGUACCCACCCGACGCGCUCCUGCACGGCGUCGCCGUCGGGCCGGACGGCACCCGCAUCGCGGCCGAGGACCUGUAUGGCGCGGCCUUUGCCGACCGCAUGGUACGCCGGCACGGCGGCCGCGGCUUCCUCGUGCUCGACUCGGACCAGUGGGCCCGCGCCACAGCCCAGGUCGCCGAGCAGACGGAGCACUUGACGAGGUUCAUGGCGCUGUACGUGACUAGGUGGUUGCGGCGGAGGGCCGGCAGCCUCGGCGCGCUCGCGGGCAGGGUCGGCGUCGACGCGGUGGCGCUGGCGGGCACGGUGGCGGCGUACAACGACGCCAUCGUCGCGGGGCGGCCGGACCCGGUCGGCAAGACGGACGAGUACCGGUCGCCGAUCGCGCGGCCGCCCUUUUACGCCGUCGACGUCUCGCUCGCGCCGUCGGGCCCCUACAUGUCCACCGGCAUCACGCUCGGCGGGCUGCGCGUCGAGGGCGGCUCGGGCCUGGUGCUGAGGGGGUCGGAAGGGGGCGGCGAGAACCAGGCGGUCAUCGCGGGCCUCUACGCGGCUGGACGGACUGCCGUUGGGCUGUGUUCUAAUGGCUACGUCAGUGGGCUGUCGCUGGCCGACUGUGUUUUUUCCGGGAGGAGGGCUGGCGGGCACGCUGCUAGGAGGGUUUUGGGAAGUUAGUAGCAAUGGAUGCACGGGUAAAGGUUUGAUAUGAGGUGAGGCUAUAUUCAUGAGACUUUUUGUUGCCUUGCUGGUUGACAGGGGAGACCAUAUAUUUACUAUCUCUGAGUCUUGGGAACAGAAAAAGGAGGACCCCAAGGGAAGGACGCAACAUGGUUACAAGCAUCGAUGUUGGAACCCAACACGGUGCGAAGCUGAAGAAAUCGACCGAAUCCCAUCAUCAUAUUCAAGCCGCAAAACACUCCUUAAUGGCCUUGCCCUCCUUCAGCUCGGCCAGCAUGUCGUCAGACGCCUUUUGAC
This is a messenger RNA of Gaeumannomyces tritici R3-111a-1, 1923 nucleotides long. RefSeq lists its product as hypothetical. NCBI's taxonomy places the organism in Eukaryota, Fungi, Ascomycota, Sordariomycetes, Magnaporthales, Magnaporthaceae. Bases 1 to 1623 code for a protein of 540 amino acids. The record is from RefSeq and is a predicted model, not a curated record. The transcript has a single exon. Gene Ontology annotation, cellular component: plasma membrane.